AAUCGCAAGCGCGCAGGUUGUCUGGCCCGAUUCUCCGGUCGAAAGCGAGCGAGACAUCGAACGAGAUAGAAAGAGAGAGGGAGUGAGAGAAAGGCCGGCGAUGAGCGUCGCGGAACCCGUCGCGGCCAGUGAGAGAAGCGGACCCCGCGUCCCCGUAGCUCGUUUUUGCCAGGGAAAUUCGAGGGCAGUCGGUCCAUCAGGAAGAGCAUCGGCCUGGAUGUCGAUGUAAGCCGUCUGGCCACCAAUCCUACGAAGAGGAGUAGGAGGCGAAAGUGCGCCCGAUAAAGGGAAAAGGAGAACGAUUUAGCAGCUGCAAGAUGGAUACCGUUUUUGAGAAGAUGGCCAAGAUAAAUUUGAGGAGCUGUCCUGUCAAAGUCCACAGUCCACAACCCUUGAAGGAGUUUGUAGGUCGCUGUCAGACGAUGCCAUCACGCGUAAAAAAAUCUUUUUGCGGUUGCCUUCAGGAUGAUGAGCCACCGGAAAUCACGUAUUGCGUGGUGGAGCAAACGGGUACACUCACGCUUCAAGCGAUGACCCCGACGCUGCCGAUGCCUGCCGAGGAAGAGCUCAAUAAGAUGUUCCUGGAGCUCGUUGACGAGCUCGACCUAACACAGACUAACCGCCAGGCCGUCCUUGCUCUGCCUGCCAAUAAAAAGUGGCAGAUCUAUUGUUCACGCAAGGGCAACGGAACCCUUGAGAAUGGAGGUCUUAGGACGACUGAUCUUAGCGGCGAUCCCGAGGAUUACAUAAACCGCGUUAAGUCCAUAACCAGCGAUCCAAAUACCGAUGAAGCUGAAGAAGUUGCUAAUCAAAUGCGUCACGUUGAAGCUUUGAAAACUGCUCUGCGAACGCAACCACACAGUUUUGUCACAAGGUUUAUCGAAUUAGAUGGCUUAAAUUCACUUCUUCGAGUGUUGGAAACCAUGGAUGUCGAGACAGCAAAUAGUAAUCUUCACACAAGCCUUAUUGGCUGUUUAAAGGCACUAAUGAACAAUUCUAAUGGCAGAGCUCAUGUCCUGGCCCAUCCUACAGCUAUCAAUACGAUAUCUCAGUCGCUAGCAACUGAAAAUAUCAAGACAAAGAUCGCUGUACUGGAAAUUCUCGGCGCCGUGUGCCUUGUCCCUGGUGGGCAUCGUAAGGUCCUCGAAGCAAUGCUCUACUUCCAGCAAUACUAUUCGGAGCGAACGCGCUUUCAAUCAAUUAUCAAUGAUUUGGAUAAAAAUUUCGGCAUCUAUAAGGACAAUCUGUCCCUCAAAACUGCAAUCAUGUCUUUUAUUAACGCGGUAUUAAAUUAUGGCCCUGGUCAGGUGACGCUAGAGUUUAGGCUGCACCUAAGGUACGAGUUAUUGAUGCUGGGAAUUCAGCCAAUUAUCGAAAAAUUGAGAAAGUACGAGAACGAAACAUUGGAUCGACAUCUGGAUUUUUUCGAUAUGGUGAGAAACGAGGACGAGAAGGAGCUUGCGAGAAAAUUUGAAAAGGAACAUGUAGACACGAAAAGUGCAACAGCCAUGUUUGAUCUAUUAAGGCGAAAGCUCAGCCAUACCGCAGCAUAUCCACACCUAUUAAGUUUGCUUGAGCACUGCAUGUUAUUACCAUUGGACUAUGGAUCAUAUCCUCAGCACUGGUUACUGUUUGAUCGUAUCGUGCAACAAAUUGUUUUGCAAUCGGAGGGGAGCGAAGCCAAUAUUACAAGAAAUCCCGAUGUUGCCCCAAUUGAUAUAAAUGUUAAGGAAAUCGUGCAUCUAUUGGCCAAGGAAGAAGAGCUUGUAGCUGCACGCAAAAAAGCCGAUGAAUUAGAGAAGGAGAAUUCUGAUAUGUCGUCUCGAUUGGCAAAGAAGGAACAGGAAUUAGAUUUAAGAACGCAAGAAAAGGAAGAUAUGGAAGCGAGUCUAAUUCGUAUAAAAGAGCGGCUGGAGAAGGAGACUUCCCUACAUAUUGAAACAAAGCAAAGGAUCUCGGAGCUGCAGGACAGCAUAGAGACACUUUCACGACAAGUGAAUAACGAGAAGUCGGAGAGGAAGCGACUGGAGCAGCUGGUGGCGUCGGGUAGUCUACCGGACGAUGCCAAAGCCACGAUAAAGAUCGUCGACGACGAGGUGCUAGAAAAGAUCGAGGCAAAACCGACUCCACCGCCGCCGCCACCACCACCCCUUGCACCGCCGCCGCCACCGUGUCUCAUGCCCACUGCGCCGCCUCCUAUGAAGAUGGAAAUUAUCAAGAACGUUCCUCAACCAAGCAAUCCUCUCAAGUCCUUCAACUGGUCAAAAAUUCCAGAGCAAAAAUUACAGGGCACAAUCUGGUCAGAGCUGGAUGAUUCAAAACUUUACAAUAUUAUGGAUCUGGAAUCAAUUGAUAAAAUAUUUUGUGCAUAUCAAAAAAAUGGAGUAUCUGCUGAAGGAUCGAUCGAGGAUCUACGGAAUCUGGGAAAAAAUAAAAGAACCAUGUCGGUGAUCGAUGCAAGAAGAGCUCAAAAUUGUACGAUUCUGCUGUCAAAGUUAAAGAUGUCCGACAAUGAAAUAACUAGGACGAUUCUGUCGAUGGAUCAGCAGAAUAUUCUCCACAUCGAUAUGGUCGAACAACUACUUAAAUACAUUCCGUCAUCCGAAGAAGCCGCCUCAUUAGAUAUGCAUCAAAAGGAUCUACAGAGCAGAGCUGACUGUUUUUUACACCAAAUAUCGAAAGUCCCCCACUACGAGCAGAGACUGCGCUCGCUACACUACAAGAAGAAAUUUUCGGCGAGCAUAGCCGAGCUGACACCUCGGAUGCGCGCCGUUCUCGAAGCCUCUCGUCAGGUUGCACGCUCGCGCCGCCUCAGAAAGCUCCUUGAGCUUGUGCUCGCUCUGGGAAACUACGUAAAUCGCGGCAACGCUCGGGGCAACGCCUGCGGCUUCAGGCUAGCCUCCUUAAACCGCCUCGUCGAUACCAAAUCCUCAUGCGCCAAGGGUACCACUCUCCUCCAUUAUCUCGUCCAGGUACUCGAGGCCCGAUUUCGGGAGGUGCUCGACAUCGAGGAGGAUAUGCCACAUGUUAGAACGGCUGCGAGGGUCAGCAUGGCUGAUCUGCAAAAGGAGAUGGCCAACCUCAAGAACGGACUGCAAGACGUGCAGCGGGAAAUUGAAUUCCAUCGGGGCCAAGCUCAAGUACUGCAAGGCGACAUGUUUUUACCAGCUAUGCGAGACUUUCAAGCCCAAGCAACGUGCAGACUUGCCGAAGCCGAAGAUCUCUUUCAGGAUAUGAAGACGCGAUUUGACAGGGCUGUGAGACUUUUCGGUGAAGAUUCCGCCGGUGUCCAGCCUGAUGAGUUCUUCGGUAUUUUUGAGAACUUUCUUCAGGCGCUGUCCGAAGCUAGACAAGACGUUGAGAACAUGCGACGAAAAGUGGAGGAGGAAGAGCGCCGUGCCAAACAGGAACAGGAAUUGAAGAAACGAACGAUGGAAAGAAAGAACUCACGCGAGGGCAUCUUAAACAGCAUCUCACUGAAUAAAAAGACAGAGGCGAACGGCACGAAUGGUCACGCGGAUAACAAAGGCGAGUUUGACGACCUCAUAUCGGCUUUGCGCACUGGCGACGUCUUCGGCGAGGACAUAGCCAAGUUCAAACGGUCGAAGCGGCGCCCAGUCACGCCAAAUAGUGGCGGCGGUGGCGGCGGCGGCGUGCUCGGCAGCGGAGUCGGUGGCGGUAGCGCCGGUUGCGGCGUCAACCAGGAGUCGCGCAGGCAUAGUGCUCACCGCGAGGACUCCCGCGAAAGGCAUUAGAAUGUGCAAACCGUAGUGAGAGGGAGAGAAAGAGACAAAGAGAAAAAGUGGUUGUGAAGUUGAAGCCUGAUUAGUUCACUGCUUUACCGAUAUGCAUUUUAAUCAUUAACGAGAUUAUCGAUGUACCCGGACAAAUUUUAACAACGACUCUCUCUCAUUAUUCUUUUUU
Molecule: messenger RNA, 3924 nt
Organism: Ceratosolen solmsi marchali
Lineage: Eukaryota; Metazoa; Arthropoda; Insecta; Hymenoptera; Agaonidae
Gene: DAAM
Product: disheveled-associated activator of morphogenesis-like protein
Exons: 12
Coding region: 318-3755 (1145 amino acids)
Biological process (GO): actin cytoskeleton organization; positive regulation of actin filament polymerization
Molecular function (GO): small GTPase binding; actin binding
Source: RefSeq, a predicted model, not a curated record